This is a messenger RNA of Trichobilharzia szidati, 1030 nucleotides long. The record is from the annotation of a GenBank genome assembly. NCBI's taxonomy places the organism in Eukaryota, Metazoa, Platyhelminthes, Trematoda, Strigeidida, Schistosomatidae.
AGAAUGCUGAAAGUGAAAAAGUGAAAGGUUUUCAAGAAGCGAAAAGUUUAAAGAAAAAGCCUAGUGGAAAAAGUGAUUGUGAAACAAAGAAGCAAACAUCUUCAGGAAUUCCUCAAGCUCUAAUAUCUCGUUCUAUUAAAGAUUCGCGUCUUAUUCCACAAUUGAUUUAUGCUAUUGAACAGUAUGAACGAUUUUUAAUGCAACUGUCUAAAAAAUCGAAGGUUAAUCUUAUGCGUAAUGUAAAAUUGAGUACAUCUCGAGAUUUUCGUAUUAAUCAAGCUACUCUAGUUGCUACUUUAGAACAAUCUGCUGCUGCUCCUUUGAGUGUUAGCAGUCUUAGUGAUAUAGAUGGUGAUGAUGAUGAUGAGAAUAAUGUAGACAAUCAACCUGUGAAUAGUGUUCAUCCAGUUGAAGAUGGGACGGAGAGUGAGGAUGCUAAUCCCGAGGUUGAUGAACAUCCACAUGGAGAUGUUGAUGAUGAUGAUGAAGAAGAGGAAGAAGAAGGAGAGGAGGAGGAGGACGUGGAAGAGGAGGAGGCCGUUGAUGGUGAAGAAGAAGAAGAAGAUGAGAGUGGAGAGGAUGAAAGUUCUGAGGCUGAUAGUGACGUCCACAAUGAAGACGGUGAUGAUAGUGGUAAUGAUGAUGAUGGUGGCAUUGUCGAGGAUGACAUUGAUCCAGCCGCUUUAUUAUUAAGUGCACAAAAUGAUGAAGAUAUCGAAAAUAUGUCGUCUUCAACACCAUCAAAUUCUGCAUCGAAAUCACGGACUGAAACGCCUUUAUUGCUUAGAAGAGUUAAUCCAGUUUCACAACGAAAUUCAGCGAUGAAAAGAACAUUGAAAUCGAUCACAAAUGAAAUCGAUAUAUCUGCUAAGGCGAAAAUUCGUAGACCCUGAAUAUGUGUAAUUAUGAACCAGAUUUCCAUUGUUAUAAUCGUUUUUGUUUUUAACAAUCAAUUGAUCCGUUUUUACUAUUAUUGUAUACAUAUUUAGUGAGUAACAAUCACAAUACGAUUUUAUAAUAAUAAAAGUGC